Messenger RNA from Eptesicus fuscus (big brown bat), 2680 nucleotides. It is a transcript of the gene LRCH3, whose product is annotated as leucine rich repeats and calponin homology domain containing 3. Gene Ontology annotation, molecular function: protein binding. The record is from RefSeq and is a predicted model, not a curated record. NCBI's taxonomy places the organism in Eukaryota, Metazoa, Chordata, Mammalia, Chiroptera, Vespertilionidae. The transcript is spliced from 21 exons.
GGCUGGGAAAUGGCGGCCGCGGGCUUGGUCGCUGUGUCUACAGCUGCAGAAUAUUCUGGCCCAGUAGCGUCGGGAGGCAACCUCUCCGGGGUUAACUGCGGCCCAAGCUCCGGGACGUGUCCCGGUCCUGGCCCGGGCUCGUGGAGCCGUUCCCUCGAUCGAGCGCUGGAGGAGGCGGCGAUCACCGGGGUGCUGAGCCUGAGCGGCCGGAAACUGAGGGAGUUUCCCCGGGGAGCGGCCAACCACGACCUGACGGACACCACCCGGGCGGAUCUGUCACGAAAUCGCCUCUCAGAAAUUCCCAUAGAAACAUGUCAUUUUGUUUCUCUUGAGAAUCUCAACUUAUACCAAAAUUGUAUUCGGUAUAUACCAGAGGCAAUUCUAAACCUACAAGCUCUAACAUUCUUAAAUAUUAGUCGGAACCAACUGUCAACACUGCCAGUACAUUUGUGUAACUUACCAUUGAAAGUCUUAAUUGCUAGUAAUAACAAAUUGGUCUCACUUCCAGAAGAAAUUGGACAUCUCAGACAUUUAACAGAACUUGAUGUGAGCUGCAAUGAAAUUCAAACAAUACCUUCUCAAAUUGGUAAUUUGGAGGCCUUGAGAGACCUCAACCUCAGAAGAAAUCACUUAGUACGUUUGCCAGAAGAGCUGGCAGAGUUGCCUUUGAUACGGUUAGACUUCUCCUGCAAUAAAAUUACCACAAUCCCUGUUUGUUAUCGGAACCUCAAGCACCUACAGAUGAUUUCCCUAGAUAACAAUCCAUUACAGUCUCCUCCUGCACAGAUAUGCAUAAAAGGCAAAAUUCACAUAUUUAAGUACCUGAACAUACAAGCUUGUAAGAUUGCUCCAGAUCUGCCAGAUUAUGAUAGGAGACCCUUGGGUUUUGGCUCCUGCCACGAAGAACUAUACUCAGGUCGCCCUUAUGGAGCCCUUGAUUCAGGUUUCAAUAGUGUUGACAGUGGUGAUAAGAGAUGGUCAGGGAAUGAACCUACAGAUGAAUUUACAGAUCUACCUCUUCGAGUAGCAGAAAUUACUAAAGAACAAAGACUACGAAGAGAAAACCAGUACCAAGAGAAUCGCGGCAGUGUAGUAGUAGCAAAUGGAGCUAUCUAAUUUGAAUGUUUUUUUUCUGAUGUGUGUGUGAUGUGGACAGUGGAACAUGAUCUAGAUCAAAUUGACUACAUUGACAGCUGUACUGCAGAGGAAGAAGAGGAUGAGGUGAGACAACCCAAGGGCCUGGACUCAGACAGCCUCAGUUCACAGUUUAUGGCAUAUAUUGAACAACGGCGAAUCUCUCAUGAGAGUUCACCAAUAAAGCCAGUACCCACAAGGGAGUUUCAAAAAACAGAAGACAUAAGAAGAUAUUCACAUCAAAACAGGGUUCCAGUUGGGCCAUCUUCUUCACUGUCACCAAGUCACAAUCAGCUAUCACAUACAGACUUAGAACUUCAUCAGAGAAGAGAACAGUUAGUAGAGCGCACUAGGAGAGAGGCACAGCUUGCUGCCUUACAGUAUGAGGAGGAGAAAAUAAGGACCAAGCAGAUUCAGAGAGAUGCUGUCCUGGACUUUGUCAAACAGAAAACAUCACACAGUCCACAAAAACAACAACACCCCUUAGAUGGUGAGUGUCCCUUCCCAUCCAGAAGGUCUCAACACACUGAUGAUAGUGCCUUGUUAGUGUUGCUGUCAGGGUUGAAGCAAGUGGGCUGUGCUGGUACCCUGCCUCACUCUUCUGCCUUCACACCUCUUAAGAAUGACAGAUCUAAUGCUGUAUCAAGUUCACCUACAACAGAAACAGUUCAUCAUUCUCCUGCAUAUUCUUUUCCUGCUGCUACCCAGAGAAACCAGCCCCAGCGCCCUGAAAGCUUCCUUUUCCGAGCAGGUGUCAGGGCAGAAACAAAUAAAGGUCAUGGUUCAACCCUUCUUUCAUCUUCUGAACCUACCACUGAUUCUACAGAUCCCAUAACAAGACAGAAUUCAAGGCAGAGAGAAGAAGAACUGGAAUCAAUAGAUCAGCUACGGAAACAUAUUGAGUACCGUUUGAAAGUAUCUCUGCCUUGUGAUCUUGGAGCAGCUCUAACCGAUGGUGUUGUUCUUUGCCAUUUGGCCAAUCAUGUGUGGCCUCGAUCCGUCCCAAGUAUUCACGUUCCCUCACCAGCUGUACCUAAAUUGUCAAUAGCAAAAUGCAGGCGAAAUGUGGAGAAUUUCCUAGAAGCUUGCAGAAAAAUUGGUGUGCCUCAGGAGCAAUUAUGUUUGCCUCUCCACAUUUUAGAAGAGAAAGGUUUGAGCCAGGUUGCAGUGACGGUCCAGGCUCUCCUGGCACUGGCCCCACCCAAGCAGCAGCAGCACCAGCUAUCUGCUGUUUAAGGACUCCCAGCACUCCGGGUAUUGCCUGGCCAAAAUGGAACAGGACACCACCAUCACGCUGCCAGCCGUCUGCUUAAACAGAGCUCUAACAUGUUCUUAAAAGGGACUGUUUCCAUGAUUCCUAACAGGAAUAUUUCGCUUCAUUUCUCCAUUUUAGGGGAGGUUAUAUCCAUUUCCAUUGAAUUGUUUUUGAAGACCUGGUUGAUUUUCACAAAUUAAACGUAAUCCUGUCAUUAUUGAGAACCAACACUGAAGCCUAACCUGGCAGUGCUUUCCUAGAGGAAGGGUCUUCCCCGCAUACCAGAGAGAG